AUGCUAAAUAAUAGCCAGCAUCGACCAUCUGAACAGGCAUAUUCACAUAGACAAGUGCUUGAUAAUACCAAUUCACUCUGUGUGCCUGUAAGCGAAAAUUCUGUGUCGGGUAAGGCUGAACAACAGUCUUCCGUUACAUCAUCCACUGCAACCUUGCAGUCUGUCCAGUCAUUGACUCGCUGUGAACAGCGUAUUCCCAACCCAGCCAUCCAUGAAUCUCACUCACAUAAUAAUAGUAAUGCAACGUUCAAUUCAGCUGUUGUACAAUCACAUUAUAAUGCUCGUCCGGAUAAGGGGAUCGAAGGAAGACAAACAUCGGCGAUUCUCAGUCUUAAAAACUUUAACAACUGGAUCAAGUCAGUUCUUAUCAACCUGUUUGCACCCAGCUAUCCUAAAGGCAUUAAAAUAUUGGAUAUGUGUUGUGGAAAGGGAGGAGAUCUACAGAAAUGGAAGCGAUUGCGAGUCAACCAAGUUGUUGGAUUGGACAUUGCAGACGUGAGUAUAGAGCAAGCACGCACAAGAUACAAUCAAGGAACAAGCCAGCAUUAUCCAGCUUCAUUUUAUGCCGUAGAUUGCUUUUCUUCUGCAGUUGGGGAUAUUCUUAAAGGAAAGCUAUUCGACCUCUGUUCUAUCCAAUUUGCCCUUCACUACUCGUUUGAAACGGAAAAACAAGCGAGACAAGCCAUAUACAAUAUAUCGUCACAUCUCCAUUCAGGCGGUAUACUCAUUGGUACAAUUCCAAACGCCGAUCUCAUAUACAAACGAUUGAUGGAGGCUGUAAGGAUUGGUGAAACACAAGGCCAAACCACUGGGCCUUAUACGUUUGGAAACUCCAUCUAUUCUAUCACGUUUGAAUCUACUACACCCACGUUGUUUGGACACAAGUAUCAAUUCGCACUUGCGGAUGCUAUUGAUGAUUGCCCUGAAUAUUUGAUCAACUACUCCACGUUAAAAAAAUUGGCAGCCGAAUACCAACUAGAGCCAAUCAUGUGGAAGCCAUUUCAUAAUUUUUAUCAAGACGAGUGUGUCAAGAAUAUUGAACUACUGGAACGAAUGAGGAUAUUUAACCAUCAAGGAACAAUUAGUUCCGAUGAGUGGGAGGCAAUAGGUAUUUACUCUGUCUUUGCCUUUCAAAAAAAGCAAUAA
Batrachochytrium dendrobatidis JAM81 is the source of this 1146-nucleotide messenger RNA. Its product is annotated as mRNA (guanine-N7)-methyltransferase. Gene Ontology annotation, molecular function: mRNA 5'-cap (guanine-N7-)-methyltransferase activity. The transcript is spliced from 3 exons. Bases 1 to 1146 code for a protein of 381 amino acids. The record is from RefSeq and is a predicted model, not a curated record. Gene Ontology annotation, biological process: 7-methylguanosine mRNA capping. Lineage: Eukaryota; Fungi; Chytridiomycota; Chytridiomycetes; Rhizophydiales. Gene Ontology annotation, cellular component: nucleus.